AGUCGUCAUGGAAUCGCUGAAGAGAGUGGUCGCUAUCCUCGAGGAAGAGGGUGUCGUCGAACCUGUCGGUCCUCUACUCCUGUUCAGGCAGCCUCAACAACUACAGGCCGAACUGGAUCUGAGCCUUGGAGAUGCAGCCAAGGAAGAUGAAUUGUGGGACUGCCUGAAGAAGAUCACGCGUCACUCUGUGAAGACCCGCCACCCUGGAUUCCUCAACCAGCUUUACGGUGGCCUGGACGAGUAUGGUCUGGCAGGCGAGCUCUUGGCCUCAGCGCUCAACACAAAUCAGUAUACUUAUGAGGUGGCACCAUCUCUCACGCUUUGUGAAAUGGAGGUGAUCAAGCGAGCAUUAUCCUUGGUUGGUUUCAAUAAUGGUGACGGAAUUUUUACACCAGGAGGAAGUAUAUCGAAUAUGUACGGGUUGGUGCUGGCUCGUUAUAAAAAAUACCCGGAAAUCAAAGAAAAAGGAAUUGCUGGAAUGCCUCCAUUCGUAAUCUACACUUCACAAGAUGCUCAUUAUUCGAUGACGAAAGGUAGCCAUUGGCUGGGUAUUGGCACCGAUAACGUCAUCAAAGUGAAGACUGACCAAAGAGGUAGGAUGUUGCCUUCAGCUUUGGAAGAGGCCAUAGAGCUAACACUGGCACAGGGAAAAGUGCCGAUGGCAGUGAACUCUACCGCUGGUACUACUGUACUAGGAGCCUUCGAUAACUUCCAAGAGAUAGCAGAUGUGUGCGAAAAGUACGGGAUAUGGAUGCAUAUAGAUGGAUGUUGGGGAGGAAGUGUAGUUUUUUCAAAAAAACAUUCUCGCUUAUUGAAAGGAAUAGAGAGGGCUGAUUCUUUUUCAUGGAAUCCUCAUAAGAUGCUUGGAGCUCCAUUGCAAUGUUCUAUGAUACUAGUCAAGGAAAAGGGUUUAUUGAAUGCUGCAAACCGUGCUGGAGCUACCUACCUGUUCCAGCAGGACAAAAUGUAUGAUGUUUCCUUCGAUUCAGGAGACAAAAGUGUUCAGUGUGGAAGAAAAACAGAUGCCCUUAAAUUAUGGACGCUGUGGAAAGCUCGGGGUGACUCUGGUCUUGCUAGAGCUGUAGAUGAUACUAUGCACUUAUCUAGAUAUUUCCUAGAAAAAAUUCGCGAUCGGAUAGGAUUCAAACUGGUGUUAGAGGAGUUCCAGUGCACCAAUAUCUGCUUCUGGUACAUCCCAAUGAGGCUGAGGAACAAGACUGAGGACCAAGCCUGGUGGGAGCAAGUACAUGCUGUGGCACCUAAACUAAAAGAGAAGAUGGUCUUAGACGGUUGCCUUAUGAUUGGUUAUCAGCCUCUGGACCACAAGAACUUGAGAAACUUCUUCCGCCUGGUCAUCACCUGUCGCCCAGAACGGGAUGAGGCUUUCAUCGAUUCGGUCAUCGAGAACAUAGACAGACUGGGAAGAGAUCUCUAGUCUGGAGUUAGGAGUUGUAUUUAUUGAUUUUAUUGUUUACGUUGUUCGCCGAAAUCCUGGACAUUACAGAUUGUUUUUACUAAAAUAUUGUUUAAACAGUU
Molecule: messenger RNA, 1536 nt
Organism: Nezara viridula (southern green stink bug)
Lineage: Eukaryota; Metazoa; Arthropoda; Insecta; Hemiptera; Pentatomidae
Source: the annotation of a GenBank genome assembly